AUGGCUGAUAUUCGCAUUCGUGUCACAUUUGAUAGGGGUCAUCUAUUAACGAGUGGGAUCCAAGUGUUAGCACGUGCCGCCCGCACAGUCCAGGCCCGCAUCCACGUUUUAUGUCACCGCACUGCCGCCGCGGCUCGUGCGGUCGCCGGCGCUUCAAACGAUUACGUGAGAGAAUCAAUUCAGAACGGAUCAUUGUUAAUCUACAAGAACUUAUAG
Molecule: messenger RNA, 216 nt
Organism: Leptosia nina
Lineage: Eukaryota; Metazoa; Arthropoda; Insecta; Lepidoptera; Pieridae
Source: the annotation of a GenBank genome assembly